GAGGGGCUGGGGGGAAACUGGGAGCUGUCCUGGCUCUGCCAUCCACGGAGGAACAAAGAACUCGUCCGUGUGAGUGAUGGGCACAGCGCCGAGUGGUGGCUGUGGAUCUCAUGUAAUGACUCCUAGGCUGAAAGGAAAGGUGGCCCCCAGUGCUCAGGGGUUAUUUCUGCCUUGUAUGCCUCUUCCCCCUCACAACCCAAAUGUCCAAAAUCCCCAACUGCUCACAGUGAGGUAGAGAAGCAGUGCAUCCCUCCCUGUGGUGUCCAAAACCAAUGGAUGGAGAGUGCAAAACUUGAAACUGCCGUUGCUCUGCUCUACUGCUGUGGGCAGGGAGGCUCCCACUUGGGUUUUCUCCUCUCAUGGAGUUGCUUGGUGCUGGAGGAGCUGCAGCACCCACAGCACUGCUGCAACAGCAGCAGGCUGAAACGUCUGGGAAACGGGGGAGGUGGGGACAGGUGCAGGAAAUUGGGAUAUUUGCAUAUUUUAAAUUGUUAAAGAAAAAUAGAACUCAGGGCAGAGUGGUUUUGGGAGCUCUGCAAAAAAUGCAGCUCCCAUGCAGCGCAGAGCAGUGCAGGGAAGCAUGGCUGUGCUGCAGGGCUGGCAGCAUGGUGAGGACUGGCAGCUGCAUCCCUGCAGCAUUUCCUCCUCCCAGACCUUUCCGGCUCGGUAGCUGCCCCAGGCCCUUCCCUUUCUCAGCAACAGAUAUUUCCUUUAUCUUCCUUUCCUCAUUCCUUGUGCAUGCAGAAGGAUGGCAUUGAUGGGACAGUUAUUUUGCAACACUCCUUCCCACCCUUGUUCCCGUGUCCCAUCUCACCCGUGAUGCCUCAGGAGUAAGGGAGUGGAAUGGGAUGCACUGCGCUGAUGCCCUCUAUCCGUGCCUGCAGCCAUGUGCUGCAGGGUGAGAGGUCCUGGGGCUGGAGUUCCUCACAAUCCUUGAUUCCCCUGCAGGCGGCCUGGCUGGGCAUCAACAUCUUCCUCUUCACAUACUACUUUCUGUUCUUCGACCGGGACGAGCGGUACUUCUACACAAGGGCCAUCCUCGGGUCUGCCUUGGCGUGGGCCCGGGCAUCGGCCAAGUGCCUCAACUUCAACAGCAUGCUGAUCCUGCUGCCCGUCUGCCGCAAUCUGCUCUCCUUCUUGCGCGGGAGCUGCUCGGUGAGUGCCCAUGGGCAGUCCCACAGAAUGUUUGUCCCCAUCCCUGCUUCCGUCCCCAUCCCAACCCUGCCACCUCUCCUUGCAGUGCUGCAGGAGGACGCUGCGCAAGCAGCUGGACCACAACCUCACCUUCCACAAGUUGGUGGCCUAUGCGCUGGCCCUGUUCACAGCUGUGCAUACCAUUGCCCAUCUCUUCAACCUGGAGCGCUACAACUACAGCCAGCAAGCCAACGAUGGCAGCCUGCCUGCUGUCCUUUCCAAGAUGCACCUGCAGGACAGCAACAAGUGGCUGAACCCCAUCCAUUCCAACCAGACGGUGAGCGUGGGUCCACCGCUGCCAACCCCUUGCCCUGUGCCUACCCUGACCCCAUCCUCCUGCCACCUCUGCAGACCGUCGAGUACGUGGCCUUCACCACCAUCCCAGGGCUGACCGGGGUCAUCAUCACUCUGGCGCUCAUCCUUAUGGUCACAUCUUCCACUGAGUUCAUCCGCAGGAACUACUUUGAGGUCUUUUGGUACACACACCACCUCUUCAUCAUCUACUUCAUCGGCCUCGUCAUCCACGGUGUCGCCGGGUUGGUGCGUGGGCAGACGGAGGAGAGCAUGAAGGAGGUGCACCCACAGCGCUGUGCUGAGUUCCUGGUGCACAAACCCAAGGAGUGCAGGCAGGAGUGCUGCAAGGAGCCCGAGUUUGGUAGCAUCCCCGCAGAGUCCUGGAAGUGGGUUCUGGCUCCCAUCAUCCUCUACAUCUUUGAGAGGAUCCUGCGCAUCUGGCGCGCGCGCCAGAAGGUGGUCGUCACCAAGGUGGUCAUGCACCCUGCUAAAGUGCUGGAGCUGCACAUGCAGAAGAAGGGCUUCCGCAUGGAAGUGGGACAGUACAUCUUUGUCAACUGCCCCGCUGUGUCCCUGCUGGAGUGGCACCCCUUCACCCUCACCUCAGCACCUGAGGAGGACUUCUUCUCCAUCCACAUCCGAGCGGCUGGGGACUGGACGGAGCGCAUCAUUGACACCUUCCAGCAGCAGAAGCUGGAAAUUCCCAGGAUCGAAGUGGACGGCCCCUUUGGCACGGCCAGCGAAGAUGUGUUCCUGUAUGAGGUGGCCAUGCUGGUGGGAGCAGGCAUCGGUGUUACCCCCUUUGCCUCUAUCCUGAAGUCCAUCUGGUACAGGUUCCAGCAGAAUGACCAGACUCUCAAGACCAAGAAGGUACUGAGAGCCCCGUGGGACCAGCUGACCCCACACCUUGGGUUUCUCCGUGUUCAGAAGCACUUGGCUUCCUCAUGCAUGAUAUCACAUCCUUCCCUUGCUCCAUCUCGAGUAACACUUCUUCCCCAUGCUACUGCAUCCCAGAUCUACUUCUACUGGCUCUGCCGAGACACGGGUGCCUUUGCCUGGUUCAAUGACCUGCUUGCCUCACUGGAGCAAAAGAUGGCUGAGUCUGGCAAGGCAGACUUCCUCACCUACCGGCUCUUCCUCACCGGCUGGGACACCAGCAUUGCCAACAACGCAGCACUCAACUUCGACACAGUCACGGAUACAGUGACGGGCCUGAGGCAAAAAACCAUAUUUGGGAGGCCUAGGUGGGACAUUGAAUUCUCAGCGGUGGCCACAGCCCACCCCAGGUCGGUGGUUGGUGUGUUCCUGUGUGGUCCGGAGGCACUGGCAAAGGUCUUGCAGAGAUCCUGUCACCAGCACUCCAGCUUGGACCCCAGAAAGGUCAAAUUCUACUUCAACAAGGAGAACUUUUAAGCGGGAGCCAGGAUGGGACCACGGGCAGCAGAGAAUAACCAGCCUGCUGCUCUCACUUCUCUUUUUGAAGAAACUCUGCCUGGAAUGAGCAUCAGCUGAAAAGCUUUGCAUGAGAACCAGGCAAGACAGCUAGAUCAUCCUUCAUAAGAAGAAACUCUGGGUUCACAGACUGCUGCCUCCUUGACCCUACAAAGGGUCCCUGCGAAGGGAAAGGAGCCCAGCUCUCAGCGCAGCCCCCCAUGAGACACGCAUUGGGAUGGACCGGAGCAGCACGCAGGUGCAGACCAGCAGGAGGCAAGGGGAGCCCAGCAGGCUGGGCAAUAUGGUGGGGUCAGACGUGACACCAGGGCACUAAGGGCCAAACACACCCCUCCCGAUUUAAGUGUCCCUCUCCAUAAAACUGUAAAUUAAACUUGUUUUUCCUUGCAAUAAAA
Molecule: messenger RNA, 3335 nt
Organism: Tympanuchus pallidicinctus (lesser prairie-chicken)
Lineage: Eukaryota; Metazoa; Chordata; Aves; Galliformes; Phasianidae
Gene: NOX1
Product: NADPH oxidase 1
Exons: 9
Coding region: 844-2901 (685 amino acids)
Biological process (GO): defense response; superoxide anion generation
Cellular component (GO): plasma membrane; NADPH oxidase complex
Molecular function (GO): superoxide-generating NAD(P)H oxidase activity
Source: RefSeq, a predicted model, not a curated record